AUGCGGGAGUUGUUCUCCGUACUCCGUACAGGAUUCGGAAUGCUUCGCAUGGAGGAGGUCAGAAGGAGGGCCAACAAUACAACAUUCGUGGAAGUGGAACCAACUUCUUAUGAACUACUCCGAGACUUCCGAGUUUCGACAAGACAGAUGUUUACGAACGACUAUCGCUGGCUGAAAUCCAUGGGUACCAAACUGUGGGCAAACCCCCUGAACCACAAAGCCACAGACUUUGGACUUACGAAUCCUCCAUCCGCACUGGAGACACUACGCACUAGCGGCGUCGCAAUGGGCCCGGGCGCCUCCUGA
Molecule: messenger RNA, 306 nt
Organism: Penicillium daleae
Lineage: Eukaryota; Fungi; Ascomycota; Eurotiomycetes; Eurotiales; Aspergillaceae
Exons: 2
Coding region: 1-306 (101 amino acids)
Source: RefSeq, a predicted model, not a curated record